AUGUGGAGAGGAAAUCAAAUGAGGAAUGUUCUACUAAGCGAAGUCCCCAAAUGGUUUGAUACAUUUGUGAAAUGUGGAGCAAUUGUAACUGGCGAUUUUAAGAAGUGGCACCUGGGAAAAGGUGUUGUCAAAGACAUGAGGGAACUGGGCCUGAAACCAGAACUGGCCCAGAAUAGAAAAAAUGUUAAAGACGUUUAUGGCAACAUGACGAAAUUAAAUCUUUCAUUACGUAAGAAUCUGGAGAAACGAGGUUUUUGUCGCAAAUAUGAUGGAUAUGAAGAAUUUUGUUCAGACUUUGCAUUGCAACUGCGGAUAGUCAAGAAAAGUACUGAAAAUGACGUUAGGAAAGAAAUGAACAGUAUUCUAACUAAGGACAUACUGUGCAGAAAACGCUUUGGAGAGCAGGUGCAUCAUGUUCCACACGUAACAUUGCCUAGAUCUUCGGUUUAA
Molecule: messenger RNA, 450 nt
Organism: Helobdella robusta
Lineage: Eukaryota; Metazoa; Annelida; Clitellata; Rhynchobdellida; Glossiphoniidae
Exons: 5
Coding region: 1-450 (149 amino acids)
Source: RefSeq, a predicted model, not a curated record